This is a messenger RNA of Parathielavia appendiculata, 1156 nucleotides long. RefSeq lists its product as uncharacterized. The record is from RefSeq and is a predicted model, not a curated record. The coding region runs from base 165 to 824 and encodes 219 amino acids. Lineage: Eukaryota; Fungi; Ascomycota; Sordariomycetes; Sordariales; Chaetomiaceae. The transcript has 2 exons.
GUUGGACACAGAAUUACACAUCUCUCUCCUCUAUAGUAAGGUAGUCUACUCCACUUUCUCUCUGUAACCUCACUUCUCACCAUCGACCACCAGCUUGCUCCUCUUAACUUUGCAUCCAUUAACCAUUGUCGCCUCGCGAUUUAACGCCCGGCUAACUACCCACCAUGUAUCCGCGCGAACACAGGCACAAAAAGCGCCUCUACCUCGGCAACCCGCCCCAGCCAGGCCUCUGCGAAGUCCGCCGCAAAAUUACUACCAUCGUCCCGCCUCCUCCUCCUCCUCCCCCACCGCAGGUCAUCCUCCGCCCUCGCACACCACCACCGGCCCCCGUCGUCGUCCAACCCCCACCCCCCGUCGUCGUCGUUCAACCCCCACCGCCAGCACCCAAGCCGGCCGACGACGACAUAAUAGACGUCAUAGCAGUCGACGUCGACCCCUCCGAGACGACAUCCAGCCGCAGCCGCAGCCGGAGGAGUAAGUCCCGACGACGCCGCUCCCGGUCCCGGUCCCGGUCUCGAUCUCGCUCUCGCUCUCGCUCUCUCUCGCGCGACAGGGAGGUCAUCAUCGAGCGGGAGCGCAUCGUCCCUGUUCCCGUGCGGGUGCCCGAGCCGAAGCUCGAGACGUAUCGCUAUGUCGAGGGGUUGCCUGCGAGGGACAGGGUGGUGGCCAGGGCGCCUAGUCCGCCGGCGGCGGCGGUGGUGGUGAGGAGGAAGGACAGGGAAGGGAGUGUGGAGAGGGUUCGGAUCAAGGUUGAGGAUCGGUGGGCGGAGGAGGGGAGUGAGCGCGGGGGUUAUGGGCAUGGGAGGGCGUAUGAGAGGUAUUGAAUGGGAGAGAUGUUCCCGCCUUUAUGGCUUGGUUGUCCCGUUGUUGGGUUGGGGUAACUUGGCAUGCGGCGUUCAUGGGAGGGGUUUAUGGUUUGAUAUGAGGGAUGAUAUGUGAUGGGGAUAUACUGCUACAAUGCUGAUUUACGGAACGAUUUAUGAUGCUCCAAGUUGGUUCUGGCGGUACACAGCGGGCAAUAAACGACAAUGGCUUGGUUAUGCGGCUAACUGCAUCUUGGGGAAUAUACCGUUGUCAAGACUUGGUCCGGGGAGGCAAUACAAGUGACCCAACUGGCAAUGAGGUGCCUCUGCGGCAGCCCGAUGUUUUAUUCUUU